Messenger RNA from Triticum aestivum (bread wheat), 710 nucleotides. RefSeq lists its product as uncharacterized. The transcript has 2 exons. The record is from RefSeq and is a predicted model, not a curated record. Lineage: Eukaryota; Viridiplantae; Streptophyta; Magnoliopsida; Poales; Poaceae. The coding region runs from base 132 to 560 and encodes 142 amino acids.
GGAAAAUUACCGCCGUCGGCGGCGGACACGAGGGCUCGCCGGGCCAGGGAGAGGAUCCAGGCGCCACCAAACCUUGUACGCGAGGACGCCGCCGUUGCUCGGACUUGAGCGCGGGCCACCUCCACCACGUGAUGCGGCUGCGCUGUGGAGAGCCGGGCCGAGGGCCGCUCGGAGGAGCGGCGUGUCGUGGCUGUGGUGUCUGCCGCGCCCGGAGGACUGAUGCUUCUGCGAGCGUCCUCGACGAGGUUGUUGCCGCUACAGUGAUGGCGAGACGGCGAGACGGCGAGCAGCAGUGGCCGCUAGUUCCAGUUAAAGAAAUUAGAAAAAGACAUGGCGUUCGUGCCGAGAGGAGCCAGGCCGAGGGGAGCGUCGUUGCGCCGAUGCGCCGCUGGAGCCUGGAGGGCUGUCGAGGCCGAGGGUCCUUGUUUCCCUGGCGCCGGAGGGAGUCGCCGCCACAGCCGUGUAUCAGGCCGAUGGCCAGGGACGCUGAUGCCGUCGAGUUCUUGGCCUAUUUGCUCUCUGGAAGAGGCGUGCUGAUAAGUGAUAACGUGUUAAAGUAAAACGAGAGAGGGAGAGAGGAGCGAAUGAUGGGAAUGAACAGUGUCUCUUUAUUGAUGACAAACAAGACUAUAUAUACAAAGUGAGGGGAGGCGUUGAACGGACGCGACCUUUACAAAGGACGCCAUAAAGGCGGUAGCCAAUGACGGUUA